UACACGGUAAAGUUUUAUUAACAUUUGUGGUUUUUAUGUAACUUAAGAUUGCACAGCCUUUGGAUGAACAAUGGAGGUACUCGUUCAUUAGAUUUGUCUGUGAUCAACAUGUGAACGUUACGAAAACGACAAAUUGUUCCUUUUCUUUCGAAAUCAAUUACAUCGACCGAAUGCGUGGGCUUGUGUUAACUCGGGCGAAUCUACACCAUAAUCCCGUCAAAUUAUUAAUUUGUAAUCAAGAUGACGAGCUCCUGAUGAUUUCUAACCCACUUCGCGUUAUUCGCUCGAGAACAGGUCACGUCUUGGCACUUUAUCGCCAGUCAAACGCACAGAGAAAAUUAUACCAGCGUCAUGGCGAUGUCCUUGUCAUCCAUUUACACUCCGGUUAUUCUUUCAACUCUAAAAAGACAUUACUGGCCAUUUCGGUCAUUGAUAAUGACGACGGCGCAGACUAUACGGUCUGCCUUGUCACACUACCAAAUCAACUUUUAUUAAAAGUUAUCGCGUGUUGUUUCAAAAUCUUCACAUCGUCCAACGAUCCUUUGACAACUGUAAAAUCUGUCGUUGUUAAUCGAGAGGAGCUUCUGCCCAACGUAAGAAAGGCUUUUCCAGAGGCAGAUGUUCUUGUAUCAAAAAGUCGGAUGCUAGAAAAGGUGUCUGCUGAAUUGUCAAAACACAAAUUGAAAACAGAUUUACGCGAACAGCUCUAUAACACUUUUGCAGUCUGUUGUUCUACUUCGUGUGAACAAGAAUUUGGUUUUGCGGAAGCUUAUCUUUUAUCGGCAGGUGGAGGACUGGGAAGCUACUUUGAAACAACGUGGUUCGAACAAACUGACAUAUGGAGAGCCAUUGACAAUCUACGUCGUUUAAAAAAAGUUGACGUGGAAAAAGCCAUUUCAAAUGUUCACCGUAAACUGGCACAAACUGGAUUUUUCGAUAGAUAAUAAUUGACUAUGGUUGUCAUUGAAUCUCAUGUUCAGACUUCGAAAUCUUGUCCAGGUAUUUGUAAAAUAUGAGAGUAUGAAGUAUUUAUGUACUUUUCUUUCAAAAUUUGUUCUGUUACCAAGAAGUCCUUUAUAUCCUGUUUAUAGUUACCUCAUUACCUGUCAAUUUAAAUGUAACUCCGAAAAUAUUUUGCUAUCCAACAUUGUUCUGUUUUCUAGAGACAAUACAUUGUUUGUACCUUAAG
This is a messenger RNA of Daphnia pulicaria, 1189 nucleotides long. RefSeq lists its product as uncharacterized. Lineage: Eukaryota; Metazoa; Arthropoda; Branchiopoda; Diplostraca; Daphniidae. The record is from RefSeq and is a predicted model, not a curated record. The transcript has 5 exons. The coding region runs from base 171 to 944 and encodes 257 amino acids.